Molecule: messenger RNA, 3645 nt
Organism: Nicotiana tabacum (common tobacco)
Lineage: Eukaryota; Viridiplantae; Streptophyta; Magnoliopsida; Solanales; Solanaceae
Biological process (GO): telomere maintenance; DNA repair
Molecular function (GO): DNA helicase activity
Source: RefSeq, a predicted model, not a curated record
AUGGGACCUCAAAUGUCUGACAGAGAUAUCAUAGUUGAAAGCCAAUCUGGACAACUACAAAGGAUAAAUGAAUUAAAUGCAGCAUACUUAGGUUUGCAAUAUCCAUUAUUAUUUCCGUAUGGUGAAGACGGAUACCGAGAAGAUAUUCCUUUAAAUGAUAUUGAUGUUUCAGCCGGUGGAAGGAAAUGUGUUAGCACGCGUGAGUACUUAUCAUAUAAAAUUCAAGAAAGGAAGGAUGAAGUUCCUUCAAUUGUGUCAGCUAGAAUAUUAUUUCAACAAUUCUUGGUAGAUGGUUAUACAAUGAUGGAAUCUUCUCGAUUGAAGUUCAUUAGGCUUCAUCAAAAACAAUUGAGAGCACACUUUUAUAAUAGGUUACAAGAUGUUGUUUUACAUGGGGACAUAGAACCUUCUUCUCAAGGACAAAGAGUUAUACUCUCUUCUAGCUUUACGGGAGGUGCACGUUACAUGUUGCAAAAUUAUCAAGAUGCCAUGGCAAUUUGCAAAUGGGCGGGGUACCCUGAUUUGUUCAUCACAUUUACUUGCAACCCAAAAUGGCCUGAGAUUACUAGAUUUGUGGAGAGUAGGGGCUUAUCUCCAGAAGAUCGUCCCGACGUUUUAACAAGGGUUUUCAAAAUCAAGCUCGAUCGCAUGAUAAAGGAUAUACGCGACAAUAAGGUUUUUGGAGAAGUAAAAGCAGUGAUAUAUACAGUUGAAUUUCAAAAGCGGGGCUUGCCUCAUGCACACAUCUUGCUUUUUCUUGUGAAUAAAUACCCAACUGUCGGAGAUAUUGAUGGAAUAAUUUCAGCAGAAUUACCAGAUAAAAAAGUAGAUCCUUAUUAUUAUAAUGCUGUUACAAAUUUCAUGAUGCAUGGUCCUUGUGGUACUGCUAGAAAAUCUUCUCCUUGCAUGCAAAAUGGUAGAUGCACAAAGCACUUUCCAAAAAAAUUUGUGUCAUCAACCACAAUUGAUGAAGAUGGGUAUCCAAUUUAUAGAAGAAGGGAUGAUGGUAGAACUGCAAAUAGAGUAGGUAUUGCGUUGGAUAAUAGGUAUGUUGUACCACACAAUCGAUUUUUAUUAUUGAAGUAUGGUGCACACAUUAAUGUGGAGUGGUGUAAUCAAUCACGAUCCAUUAAGUACUUAUUUAAGUUUGUUAAUAAAGGUAAUGAUCGUGUCACAUCAGCUUUUUCUCAAAGUGUAAAUAAUGAAGACUCGGGGGUGGUUGAUGAAAUAAAUAUGUAUUGUGAUUGCCGAUACAUAUCACCUUGUGAAGCUGCUUGGAGAAGUUUUAAAUUCCCAAUACACCAUAGAGAACCAUCUGUAGAAAGACUAUCUUUUCACCUACCAAAUAAUCAGACGGUCAUAUUUUCGGAUGAUGAUCCAAUUGAUGCAGUUGUCAAUACACCAACCGUUAAGGAAUCUAUAUUUUUAAGAUGGUUUGAAGCUAAUAAGACUUUUGCUGAAGCAAGAGAAUUGACUUAUGUAGAAUUUUCUCUAAAGUUUGUGUGGAAACAAAACCUAAAAAGAUGGGAAAAAAGAAGAACUUCUGCAUUUUCUAUUGGGAGAAUAUUCUUUGUUCCACCUUCCUCUGGCGAGCAAUAUUACCUUAGAUUGUUGUUGAAUGUAGUUAAAGGUCCAAAAAGCUAUGAGGAUUUAAAAAAAAUCAACGGUUCUGAUCAUGAGACAUUUAGAGAUGCAUGUUAUGCUUUGGGUUUAUUAGAUGAUGAUGAUAAGGAAUACGUGGAUGCUAUCAUGGAAGCAAGUAAUUGGGGAAUGACAUCAUAUCUUAGGCAAAUAUUUGCUAUGCUACUUUUAUCAAAUUCAAUGUCACGUUCAGAAAGUGUUUGGCAAGCAACAUGGCAUUUACUAUCAGAAGAUAUCCUUUAUGAAGAAAGAAGAAUAUUGGAUAACCCGGAAGCUUACCUAACAGAUGAAGAAUUGAAAAAUCGUUGUUUGCAAAAGCUUGAAACUUUUUUGAAAGAAGCUCACCUAACAGAUGAAGAAUUGAAAAAUCGUUGUUUGCAAAAGCUUGAAACUUUUUUGAAAGGUUGUGGAAGAAGUUUUCUAAAUUUUCCAACAAUGCCAAGGCCUGUUUAUAAUACGGAAGAAGUUGAUAACAAUAAUAUAUUAAUACGGGAUGAAUUGCGUUAUAAUAAACGCGCUUUGGCAGAGGAACAUCAACAAUUAGUAAAGAAUUUGACAGAUGAGCAAAAGUCAGUUUAUGAAAAAAUAAUAAGAGAUGUGAAUGAAGACAAAGGUGAGUUUUUCUUUUUAUAUGGUUUUGGAGGAACGGACAAGACUUUUAUUUGGAGAACUCUAUCUUCUGCCAUAAUAUCUAGAGGAGAUAUUGUCUUAACUGUUGCAUCUAGCGAGAUUGCAUCUUUGUUGUUACCAGGUGGUCGAAAAGCUCAUUCAAGAUUUGUGAUUCCUCUAAAUGUAACUGAAGAUUCAACAUGUAAUAUAAAGCAAGGUACUCCUUUAGCAAAUUUAAUUAUUAAGGCAAAGUUGAUUAUCUGGGAUGAGGCACCCAUGAUGCAUAGAUAUUGUUUUGAAGCUCUUGAUAAAACUUUAAGAGAUAUUCUUAGGUUUAAAGAUGCAUCCAAUUUACACCGACCAUUUGGAGGUAAAACAAUUGUUCUUGGUGGUGACUUCAGACAAAUAUUACCUGUUAUUCCAAAAGGUAGUAGGCAAGAUAUUGUUAAUGCUUCUCUCAAUUCUUCUUAUUUGUGGCCUCACUGUCAACUGUUAAAGUUAACAAAGAACAUGAGAUUGCAAGGUAAUGAAAUAGGGACACAUCUAGAUGAGUUGAGAGUUUUUUCAGAUUGGAUUUUGGUAAUUGGCGAUGGUAUAGUUGGUACUUCUGUUGAUGGCAAUAAAAAAGUCCAAAUACCAGAUGAUCUUUUGAUAAAACAAUUCGUUGAUCCAACAUCUGCAAUUGUAGAAAGUACGUAUCCGAAUUUCAACAGUCGUUGCAAUGAUAUAGGAUACCUACAACAAAGAGCCAUUCUUACUCAAACUCUUGAUAUGGUGGAAUCAAUCAACGAAUAUAUGAUUUCCCUUAAUGAAAGUUCUGAGAAAUCAUAUUUGAGUUCCGAUACAAUCUGCAACUCUGAUAGUACUUAUUCAGCACUGGAACAUGUACACACUCCUGAAUUCUUAAAUACAAUUAAAUGUUCUGGAGUUCCAAAUCAUGCUCUUACGCUAAAGGUUGGUAUUCCACUAAUGUUAUUAAGAAAUAUUGGUCAGUCAGCAGGAUUAUGUAAUGGAACAAGGUUGAUCAUAACUAAACUUGGAAAUCAAGUUAUUGAAGCAAAGGUUUUAGCGGGACAGAUGGCUGGACAGAAAGUGUUUAUUCCAAGAAUGACAUUGACGCCAUCUGAUGCUAGAAUUCCAUUCAAGUUCCAGCGAAGACAAUUUUCAAUCAUUGUAUCUUUUGCCAUGACAAUCAACAAAAGCCAAAGACAGUCAUUGUCUCACGUGGGAUUAUUUUUAAAAAAACCAGUUUUUACACAUGGACAACUAUAUGUUGCUCUUUCUCGAGUGACGAGUAGAAAGGGAUUAAAAAUAUUGGUUUGUGAUGACGAUGGGAAUAUAACUACUGAAGCUACAAAUGUUGUAUUUAAAGAAGUUUUUCGAAAUUUAGUCUAA